This is a messenger RNA of Lotus japonicus, 411 nucleotides long. RefSeq lists its product as uncharacterized. NCBI's taxonomy places the organism in Eukaryota, Viridiplantae, Streptophyta, Magnoliopsida, Fabales, Fabaceae. The transcript is spliced from 2 exons. The record is from RefSeq and is a predicted model, not a curated record. Bases 1 to 411 code for a protein of 136 amino acids. Gene Ontology annotation, molecular function: zinc ion binding.
AUGAAGAGAGCUUCCUCAUCAGCCUCUGCUUCACGGUCUUCAUCUGUGGCCAUGGGGCGACGGAGAAUAUGCAAGUGUAUGGAAAACCUAGUCCUCCUCACUUCGCACAGUGAGGAUAACCCUGACAGAAAGUUCUGGAGAUGCACAAAUUGGCAUAAUGCAAAGGAUUGUGGUCACUUCAAGUGGGCUGACGAAGAGGAUGAAGCAGAUUUAGAGGCUGCACUGAGACAUUUGGAACUUCAGUUGGUGAAAAUUACUCUGCAGGAGGAACAAAUCAAACCAAAGAUUGCGAAAUUGGAGAAAAAACUUGUCCAACAAAGAUUCCAAAAAAAGGUGGUCAUGGUGUUUGCUGCGUUGUCCUGCUUAGUGGUCAUGAUGUUCUGCUUUUGCCGAAGUCAUGCACAUGCUUAA